This is a messenger RNA of Tetranychus urticae (two-spotted spider mite), 1879 nucleotides long. NCBI's taxonomy places the organism in Eukaryota, Metazoa, Arthropoda, Arachnida, Trombidiformes, Tetranychidae. The record is from RefSeq and is a predicted model, not a curated record.
GAAAGGAUAGCUUGGUUUUGUUUAUAAAUGAAAUCGUUUAGGCUUAUGAGUGUUAAUCUCGUGGACUUAUGUUGACUGUUUUGGUUUAGUUAUGUCUUUUCCCUUGCAAGUAUUAACAUAACCAAUCUUCAAUGUCAUGAUAACUGAGUUAAAAAUCAAUUAUCAUAAAAACUGCUAUUAACAAUGAUACCAAUAAUGCCAUAAAUUAUGUAAUUAGCUGUCUAUUUAUUGUUUAACUUUUGUUCUCCAACCGAGUUUCAUGUUAAUCACUCACCGACAACCCUAUCAUUCUAUUUAAAGUAAUGAAAAUGAUAUUUUAAAACGAUUCAUUCUCUAAAUAAUGUGAUCAAAUCAUUAAAUUGAAAAAUAAACCUACCAUCAACUUUAAACAACAGCAAUACCCAAACAACAAACCACUUUUUAAAGCAGUCAUCAGUGCCAUCAACACCGAUCUCAUCAUCACCAGGAUUUAAUACCAUCAUUUUUCUUCUUUUUCUUUCUCCUUUUCAUCAUCAUCAUCAUCAUCAGCAACCUCAACUACAACUAACCUGCAACCAACUAAUUUAUUUAACCACCUUCUAGUAUCAAGCCAUCUAUCAUUCAUUUGAGUUGAAUAUCUCCACUCUACCAGCUUGAUGACAAUUACUCACUUGAAGAGCUAGUCAUCAAACAUUUUUCUAGUAAAGUUAACAAUGGAUACACUUGACAUUGUAAUUCAAAUUGUUGGUUGGAUCUAUUUUGCUGCUUGGUCAAUCAGCUUUUAUCCUCAAAUAUUAAUCAACUUUCAAAGGAAAAAAGUUACCGGACUUGAUUUUAAUUUCAUUGCCCUCAACCUUACCGGUUUCCUGUGUUAUACAAUCUACAAUGUUUGCCUCUUCUACAUUCCUCGCUUCCAGAAAGACUUUGUUCACUUCAAUCCAAAUCAAACUGAACCAGUGUUUGCCAAUGAUGUUGGAUUUUCAAUUCAUGCAACAUUUGCGACCAUUGUUACCAUAAUUCAAUGUUUCAUUUAUGAAAGGGGCAGUCAAACUGUCCAUAUCUCGGUUAUCAUAGCUUCAAUAAUCAUCUGGUCAGUCGGAGGUAUUUUAACUUUACUGGUGGCCCUCAAUAAACUCAACACCUUCUAUCAUGGAUACUAUUUUGCCACAGUUAAACUGGGAAUCAGUGCUUCUAAAUACUGUCCUCAGGCUUACUUUAAUUACAAGAGAAAAUCAACUGUUGGUUGGAGUAUUGGCAAUAUCCUACUUGAUUUCACGGGUGGAUCCUUCAGUUUACUUCAACAAGGGCUGUCUGCAAUUAAAGAAGGUAACAUCAGUGUCAUGAUUGGAAAUCCUGUCAAAUUUGGUCUCGGAUUAUUAUCAAUGGCAUUCGACAUAUUCUUCAUGAUCCAACAUUAUGUACUUUACACUAACAGAGAGGAACCAUCGGAGGAGAGCUCGCGGGACGAGUUAUAUUAUCAGGCAGAUCCAGCCGACCUCGGUGAAAAUAAUCAAGCUCAUAAUGAAAAUAACCAAUCACAUAAUGCCUGAAUCGUUAUUCCUGUGCCUUACCAUAAACUCGUCCAUUCCAUCGCCUGUUCAAUCUUUUUUUACAAAAGAGCUAUUUUGUUAAUAUAUUUUUAUCAUGUACUUUUUUAGCCAACAUUGAAUUAUUUUUUAAAGCAAAAAUUUAUUUAAUUGCCAUGUUACCAUAUUUUUUUAAGAAAAGAGCUAAAACAGUAUCAAUAACAAAAGGUUUUUACCCAAAAUUGAAAAAAUCUGUUUUCAUUAACCCAAAUACUGUUGACAAUCUUUUUUAAACUGGUAAACUGACUAUUUAAAAUCGUUAAAUCUAUUGUAGCAAAAAAAUCAUCAAAAUAAACCUGAUGAUUUAGGUGAAA